Rotaria sordida is the source of this 756-nucleotide messenger RNA. NCBI's taxonomy places the organism in Eukaryota, Metazoa, Rotifera, Eurotatoria, Philodinida, Philodinidae. The record is from the annotation of a GenBank genome assembly.
AUGAAAACAUUCGAUUUGAAUCGACCGAUCAAUGGAGCCGAUGAUCUAUCUGAUGGUGUUAUUAUUGCAAUGUCACUCAAAAAUAUAGAUGCCAAUCAUUUCAAUGAUACAUGGCUACAAAAGAUCACUAUUAAUGAAAAAGAUAAUUAUCGAAUUAAGAUACUCGGUCAGCCAAUAGUAAACUUUCAAAUGCCCGAUGUGUAUAUGAUCGCUGAAAGUGCAAAUGAAGUAGAACUCAGUCGACUAUUACAACUUGUUCUGGGUUGUGCUGUCAAUUGUGAACGAAAACGAUGUUAUAUAGAACAUAUUAGAUCCAUGGAAGAAUCUGUCCAACAUAUACUCAUGAAUGCUAUUCAAGAGCUAAUGAAUCAAGAGUAUCAAAUGAUCAAGGAGAGACAUCCGGAAAUUGAAGAUCAAUUGAAACACGUUUUGGAAGAACUCAAUCAUACAAUCAAAGUCAAAGAUGAAAUCGAAAAUCAUUGUCAUGAACUGGAUCGACAGAUUGCUGUACUUCAAAAUGAUAAUUUGGAUUUAAUACAAGAAGUAGCAUGUCUAAAUGAACGUAUUCAACAAUAUGAAAGAGCCAAAAAUGCUGAAGAGGCAUCAUAUAUUUGUUUCAAUAAUUUACAACAACAACGUAUUCAAUCACAACAAGAUGAAAUAUCUGAACUCGAAAUAACUCUACAAGACUAUCGAGCGAAAUUAGACAUUUUACAUGAUGAAAAUAAAGAACUUUUCAAAAAAGUAGAUUCAUAA